This is a messenger RNA of Helobdella robusta, 474 nucleotides long. RefSeq lists its product as hypothetical. The coding region runs from base 1 to 474 and encodes 157 amino acids. The record is from RefSeq and is a predicted model, not a curated record. The transcript is spliced from 6 exons. Lineage: Eukaryota; Metazoa; Annelida; Clitellata; Rhynchobdellida; Glossiphoniidae.
AUGCAGCAGUCUCAAGAGAAUAGUAUGGUCAACAGUAUCAAAAGCCGAGGAAAAGUCAGGAGCAAGAAGAAGAAAAAUUCUUUAAGUAAAUUAGAAGGAAGUAGAUCUAGAGAACAGGUUGUAGACGACAUAGAAUUAAUAAUUUUAGUUAGUUCUAAUUGGAGUAAAUACAGAAAAAGAUUCAGUAAUGUUGAAGCAGAUGGUAUAGAAUUAGAGCUAAAGGAACAACUGAACAAUUUUAACGGUGAUGUCAGGUGUAGUGAUGUAGAACACGGUAUGAUAAUGCACUAUGGAGUGCACGUGUUCAAAAUUUUAACGGCUUGCAUGGAAAGCUGGCUCUACGUAAAAAUGUUGGCCCCACCGGUCAUCAGCUGUCAUAAGAAACCUCCGGUCGUCAAUCAGAUCAAAACAGUUAAAUCGGUAAAAUAUGAAGAAGAUGCACCAGAGCACACUCCGGAAGCUGCAGAACUGUAA